CGACUUCGAAAGAGCCAGUAUCUCUCUAUCGCCGCGGGCGACUCAAGACAGAGUUCUAGCUCGAUAUUCUUAGUCCCUCUUGUCCUUACUCUUCACUGGCAGCGUGUACUCUGCAGCCAUGUCGGACACAGAGAAGAAGUCCUAUCAGAACAGUGACGGCGCAGGCGAGCAGGUCGCAGCGCACGAGUUGACGAAGUACGACAGCAACGACAAUGACACGCCGCUGCUUGUCAAGCAGACGCAAGCCGGUAUCUGGAAGGUCGAGGCCGCAGUAAAUGUCUGGGGACCGGUCAGCAAGACAUUGCUAUGGCUCGGUAUCGGACUGGCCAGUUACAUGUAUGGCCUGGACAACAACACUAGCUGGGAGUUCGGGACGUACGCGACCAAUGAGUUCGGUCACGCCAAUUGGUACAGCGCAAUCCAGUGUGCUAUGGCGAUUUUGCUCGCGCUCGGUAAACCCUUCUUUGCAAAGAUCACCGAUGUCAUUGGCCGUGCGGAGGCCUACGCCGUAUGUCUCUUCUUUUACUGCCUCGGAUACAUCAUCUGCGCAAGUGCCCAAACCAUGGGUGCACUCGGCGCGGGUUUGGUCAUCUACGAGAUUGGCUUCUCCGGACUUCAGAUUGCCAUCCAGAUCGUCAUCGCUGAUUUGACCCCGCUGCGGUACCGGGCGCUCGUCAGCGCGCUCACCUCGGUGCCGUACUUCAUCAACUUCUACGCCGGCGCCCAGAUCGAGGUUCAAAUCGUCACCAGCACCCGUCUCGGCUGGCGCUGGGGCUACGGUCUUUAUUGCAUCUGCUUCGUGUUCGCCAUUGGUCCCAUUAUCGCGGUGCUCUUCUGGGCGCAAAACCGCGCGAAGAAGGAAAACCUCGUCUACCGCGACAGUCUCGCUGGGAGCACCUUCCUCGAAAAGGCGUGGAGCUUCGUGAUCGAGGCGGACCUCGUCGGCAUGUUCUUCCUCGGCGCCACCAUCACCCUCGUCUUCCUGCCACUCGUGCUUGCGGGUGGAUCCUAUGCUACAACGACGUGGACGGAUCCUGCCAUCCCGGCCAUGAUGGUCAUCGGUGGUGUCGUCGCUGCGCCCGCGUUCAUCUACUGGGAGCUCAAGCGCGCCAAGUUCCCCAUCGUCCCCUUCCGUCUCCUCCGGAACCGGACGGUCCUCGUGGCGUGUAUCGUUAACUUCUUUGACUUCGUCUCGUUCUACCUCACGUGGAGCUACCUCUACACGUUCACCUACGUGGCCACUGACUGGGACCUCACGAACCUGAACUACUACAGCACUGCCCAAUCGCUCUGCCUGACGUUCUUCGGCCUCCUCUGGGGUGCUAUCGUCGCCCUUGUCGGCGGAAGGAUGGGCUACAAGUGGUCUUUCGUCGCUGGACUUGCCCUACGCAUCAUCGGUGUCGGUCUCAUGUUCUACGCUCGCUCGCACUUCAGCACCGCCGCUCUUGUCAUGACCCAGGUCAUCCAGGGAGCUGGUGGAGGUAUUGCCGCCGUCGCGUCCCAAGUUGGUGCCCAGGGUGCUGUUCCUCACCAAGACGUCGCCGUCGCCACCGCGGCCGUUCUCCUCUUCGCCGAGGUCGGCGGUGUGGUCGGCCAAGCCGCGGCCGGCUCGAUGUGGAACAACGUCCUGCCCAAGAAGCUCGAGCAACAGGGGCUGAACUCGACCGUCAUCGCGGACGUGCUCGGCUCGUACACCUACGCGCGGACGUACCCCACCGACGUGCGCAGUAAGAUUAUCACCGCGUACAGCCAGGCGAUGCACGACAUGCUCAUCCCCGCCAUCGUCUUGGCGUGCGUCGCGUUCCUUGUGUCGUUCGCCUGCAAGAACUUCAACCUCACGGGUGCACAGAACGCCGUCGAGGUCAAGGACAUCCGGGGCCACACGAUCGAGGGCGAAGAGUCGAUCGAGCCCGAACUCAAGCGCGAUGUAUGAUCCCUCCUGUUCUCUUUCUCGUCUUGGGUUAGAUACUGUAGCAUAGUAAAAGGAUCACCAGACUCUCCAUGCUCCUACUUACUUACACCCCGUCAUGUGUGCUACCAGUAGAUGUGUCCUCACGAGUGUCGUCAUGUUCUAGUAUAAUGUAUAGACUAAUGUUCCAACAUA
Messenger RNA from Rhodofomes roseus, 2104 nucleotides. Its product is annotated as drug:h+ antiporter. Gene Ontology annotation, molecular function: transmembrane transporter activity. The transcript has 15 exons. NCBI's taxonomy places the organism in Eukaryota, Fungi, Basidiomycota, Agaricomycetes, Polyporales, Fomitopsidaceae. The coding region runs from base 119 to 1933 and encodes 604 amino acids. Gene Ontology annotation, biological process: transmembrane transport. The record is from RefSeq and is a predicted model, not a curated record.